AUGGCUUCGACAAAUCUAUCACAAAAUAUCAAAAUAGAUAUUCAACAGACAAUAAAUGCUGAAAUGCAAUCACUUAUUGAAAAAGCAGCCGAUUUAGUACUUAAUUGUGAAGCUAUUUUAUUUACUAGUGGUGCUGGAAUGGGCGUAAGUAGUGGACUUGGCACAUUUCGAGGUGUUGCAGCUGGCGUUUGGCCACCUUUAUUAAAGCAUCCAGAAUUAGAUUUUACUGAUAUGAGUAAUCCACAAUGGUUUACAAAGCCACAAGGUAACAGUGAUAAACACAAUACGGCUAAUUUUGGUUAUGCUUUUUGGGCAUAUCGAUACAAUGCUUAUACAUCAGCUGCUCCACAUCUUGGUUAUGAAAUUGCUAAACGAUGGAGGGAAUUGAAUCAUGUUAAAUUUUCAUUUAGUUUUACUAGUAAUAUUGAUGGUCAUUUGGAUAAAAUCCGGUUGGAAUGA
Rotaria sp. Silwood1 is the source of this 459-nucleotide messenger RNA. Lineage: Eukaryota; Metazoa; Rotifera; Eurotatoria; Philodinida; Philodinidae. The record is from the annotation of a GenBank genome assembly.